CCUAUCCACCAUUCCAAGGUUCCAAUGUUGCCUAAGGUUUCCAAGGUGCUCAGACUAAAGCGCAUAAGCUGCUCUCUGCUCCUUAUGUUGCCUCUGUCAUAGUCUUACAAUUUUCUGUGAAAGAAUUGAAACAAUCCUCAUUGUCUACCUAGUUGCAUUCUUUCUCCUAUUCUAGGAUUGUUAUUGGCAAUCGCUAAUUAAUUGUUCGACACUUACGUAGGUGGGUUUACCCCUGACUUUAGCCCCUAUUUCCACCUUACAUCCAGGGACAGGUUUUUUAUCACGGUUGGUAAAAAAAACAAUACCCAAGAGAUAUAAUACAUCCUACCUACAAGAGAAAUAUUGUUAAUAGGAGGAUGGAUGAAAUCUCCACUUCACUGAAGGCCACCGGACCGGGUCUCGAUCGAACCUUGGCAGCUCUAUCCUAGGGUAUCAUUAUGACUAAUAAAUAGCUAGCGCUGGGUCAACGUCAGAUAAAUACCUAACCUUGAAUUGUGAACCAGUCCCCUUUGUAAUAUAUGAAACUUCCCCGCCUCGUCAUCAUCUUCACUUCCGUACCUACCUGGCCUCAAUACCCACUAGUCUCUCGUUGCUAAACAUGGCUAGCCAAGCUGUGUUAACACACCCCACGGGGGAUGAUGUACGGAUAGAGGUAGUCAGCAAACCGGGGGAAGUUGUUGCUGGAUUCGACUGUAUCUGCGAUGCGUUUGGCAACCAGGCUCGCGAUGCGAUAUGGAUGGCUACCAACCCGGAAUGGAACAAGUCCGGCCCCGAAGGUAGACCUCAAGCUGCGGCCCGGAUGGUUGAAGAAUGGCAAAGCAUAACUUACGACAACAAGGGAAGACCAAAUAAGAUCUUUCUCGUGGCAACCGUACCUAGCGAAGGCAAGCGUGUCGUCGCCGGCAUGGCUGUUUGGGCACAACUGUCAAUGGUGGAGGGCCAUGGAGAUCAACCGUCCAAUGACUUGCGCAGCUCUCUCGAUCUUGAAGCACUAUAUCCGGGCAACGAGUCUGAGCAGCGCUUCCUGUGCCAGGUCUGGCGCUCUUUCACUACGCGUCGUGUCGAGGUUGCCAAAGAGAAGCAAUCGUCGGAGCAACCGUCCAUAUUUCACCUUUCCAUCUGUGGUGUGCACUCAGCCUACCAACGUAGGGGGAUUGCUGGAAAGUUGGUUCAGUGGGGGCUUGACGAAGCACAGCGUAGGGGUGGGCUGGAGGCUAUCACUGAAGCAUCGAGCAUGGGCAGAGGUGUUUAUGCACGCCUAGGCUUUCAAGGUGAAGGAUCAGAUGUCAAGUAUGAAGUGGAUAGUGAAUUUGCGUCGCGAGACCUACCACCAAAUCUCUUCAUGAGAACCGGAAUUGGUCAAAAGUCGUAAUUCCUUUCAUGGGUCUAUACUCAUACCCUUACGGUGUAGUCAGACGGCUAUUACCUAUCUAGAGCCCCAGAUAAGACUCUAAACAUUACGAACAAAGUGAUUGUCCGCCAUCCAUUGUUGAAAAGGGGGCUGAAGCAACGGAUAAUUGAAAGAGUAUUUACUACAAAGGGAUUCAAACAAUAGCACAGCAUUGGUGAUACCUAACUACCACAUAGAGCGAGGACAAUGGAUUUCCUCACAAGACAGAUUUAUUGUUACAGUUAACAAUAGAAAUAUAUAUUCGGG
Hypoxylon fragiforme is the source of this 1657-nucleotide messenger RNA. RefSeq lists its product as uncharacterized. The record is from RefSeq and is a predicted model, not a curated record. Gene Ontology annotation, molecular function: acyltransferase activity, transferring groups other than amino-acyl groups. NCBI's taxonomy places the organism in Eukaryota, Fungi, Ascomycota, Sordariomycetes, Xylariales, Hypoxylaceae. The transcript is spliced from 2 exons. The coding region runs from base 599 to 1372 and encodes 257 amino acids.